AUGUCCUCGACAGAUUCACUUACAGCCUCCCGUCCUUCCUUCUUCCGCUCGCGCCAAGAUUCUCAACGCUCCUCUACAUCCUCUAUUGCCCACUCCGACCUCUCUGGCGAUGCCCCCAGCGAGGCAACACUCAGUGCCGACUAUGCCUUACAAUCCGGCGGUGCAGUGUCUUCCAGCAGCGCAAUCCGCCCAACCGAUCUGUCUCGCCAUCCCAGCAUGGGCAGUGUAGUGUCUGGGAUCUCCAGCGUCAGCGGAUACAGCGAUUCGCCUGGUCCUGGAGGGUUCCACCGCAACAUCAGCGGCCUAAGCGCACUUUCUGAACUAUCUAGUGCACGUGAUGGCGUCCUUGAGCCGCUGGACGAAGAGCGGGAGACAUCUAGGUCGCCGUCUGCCACACCCCCUUUGACACCACGACCUGGCACUGCGGUGAAUGAUGGUGCCGGGAUCACAGACACGGUCAUUGCGCAACAUGUCAGCAACAUCACGGUCCCUGAAACAGUGGCCCGCGAAUUCCGUGAGCGGCAUGCACGAGAAGACCCACCGCGUCCUGGGACCUCUGGCAAGAUGAGCACGACUAGCGGAGGUACGGGGCUUCGACACACUCUAACCCUCAAGGAGCAGAACUCCAAGAUCGACAAGUUGUCCAAAGAGAACUUCGACCUGAAGUUGAAAAUCCAUUUUCUCGAUCAAGCGCUCCAGCGACGAAGCGACGAAGGCGUGCGGGAGCUGGUGCAGGAAAAUGUCAAGCUGCAUACCGACCUUACGAACGAGAAGAAGGAGAGUCUGGCGCAGCGGAAACGGGCGAGAGAAGCUGAGCGACGCGCGAGGAACCUGGAGGAUGAGGUUAGAGAGUUAAAGGCGGCGGUGAAGGCAGCGAAUCAAGGAAAGGAGGACCGGAAGGCCGAGGAAAGUACCGAGACGGCCAUUCUGGAGGACGAGAUCACGUACCUCAGAGAAUGUUUGGAGCAUUCGGAGAUCACGACAGAGAAGUUGAGGGAAGAUGUUAUGGCGAAGGAAGUGGAGAAGAGGAGGAUGGCGGACUAUAUCAAGAACGUACAAGCUGCGGAUGCUGCUGGAAGAGAGCGCGACGGCAAGGGGGUGGAAGAAGCCAUGGAGAUGUGGAAAGACCUUCUGGAAGCCGAGACCGCCCGCCGCGAACAAGCAGAUGAGGACACCCAGAAGCUCCGCGACGAACUGCGCCGUUUGAGGGCCGACACCCAAAACACGACCAACAACCACAACGUUCGCACCACCUACAACAUCCGCAACCACAAGCACGUCUCCACCACUUCCAACCACCCCUCCGAACCGGUCGACGGCGAAACCCUCGUACCCAACGGCCAAGACUUUAAUGGCUCCGUCGCCACCUCAUCGACUCUCGUCGAGAAACUCCAGCACGAAAACGCCGAACUGCGCCGUGACCUCGGCGCCCAAACCUCCAUGCUCACCUCGCGCAACCGCGAACGCGAACGCCUGCAAGCCGAGAUUGAAGAUCUCAAGCUCGCCGCCCGUCGCGUGACCGACGGGUCCGCCAUCCACGGCGGCCGCAGCGUGGCCGGCGACAGCAUCUUCGAGCGAUCCGUGUCUCGCGCCGGCAACGCGAUGCACGGGGCCGGGCACGAGCGAUCCGGCGCGGGGAUGCCACGAUCCGCGAGCCGAGCCAGCGGCGCGACGCGGCUGACGGAGGUGAGCGAUAACGAGCGGGAGCGCGAGGAGUGGGAGCGGAAGCUGUCGCACGCGCGCGACGACGCGGCGAAGACGAAGAUGCUGAACCAGGAGCUGGAGAGGGAGCUCAAUGCGCAUCUGGACUUCCUGUCGCAGGCGGAGCGGGACAACGCGGCGCUGCUGCAGGAGAAGGAGGAGUUGAGUGAGGAUGUGCAGGCGCUGUCGGUGGAGCGGGAUGAGUUGCUGACGGCGUUAGAGGCAAAAGAGGGGGAGUGCGAGGCGUUGCGGGACGAGGCGGUGCAGACGAUCGAUCGUCUGGAGGAGGAUCUCGAUCACAAGGAGCAGGAGGCACAGAGGGUGUUGCAGGAGCUGGAGGGCAGGAACGAAGAUUUUGCCGGGCUCGAGCGCGAGAUGAAGAAUGUUACCGAGUCGCUCAUUCAGCUAGAGGACGAUCGAGCAGCCGCGCGAAGGAGGAUCCAGAGCCUUGAGGCAGAGGUCGAAGAGGCGAAUCGCGAGCUAGAGACGCUCGAUAAACGACUACGGGAGGUCAAUGGAAAGAAUGAGCGGCUGGAAGUCCAGAUUGAGUCGAAUCAAGGCGAGAUCAGCUUCCUUCGGGAAGAGCAAGAGGGUGACAAGAUCAAGAUUGGCGAGUUGGAGGCUGCCAUUACUGCUGCGCACGCAAACAUCGUGGAAGAGAAAGACCGCUUCCGAGAGCUUGAAGAGCGCCUGCGCGAAGAGAGAAAGCAAAGGGAGAUCCUUGAUAGCCAGGAGAAACAGGAGGUGCAGAAGGUCUUAAGCGACUUGAAUUCCCAACUUGCGAAGAGCAAGGAGGAAGUGAGGAAGCUUAGAAAGAGCCUCAGUACCAAGGAAGUUGAGGCCAGCACCUGGAAGGAAAAGCUGGAGGAGCUAGAGCGCAAUUUACGAGAAGCUCUAGGCGACUUGGACGGUACCAGGACGAGUUUGCUUCAGGACGUACACAACCUUCAAAUCGAUCUCGAAACGGCCGUCGCCGAGCUAGACAAAGCUCGCAGCGAUCUCGCAGAAAAAGAACGGCUUCUUCGCAACCGAGAUGUGCUCCUCGAAAGCACUGGGUUGGAAGGCAGAAGGCUGGCUGAUCUACUGGAGAAGGAGAGGCAGGCGAGAAGACAGGAUCGCCAGCACUUCGAACAAGUCCAGAGAAGUCAGGCGACUAUGUCUCGUACCAUGCAUGCCCACGAGACGCGGAUGCUGGAGUUGGAGACUACCCGCAGCCAAGAUAAGAAGCGGAUCAACACUCUGGAGAAGCAGCUUCACGAUCAGCUCCUCGACCGGAACAACUUGUUGCUCGCUUUAUGGAACCGCCUCUCCACCCUCUGUGGGACAGACUGGGCACAGAAAUACAGCCUCAUCGACGGGCAAGCCCUACCUUCUGUCGAGCAGAUCAACCGGAACCUCCCGGGGUUCAACAAAAAUAUCAUCCUCGCGGUCAAGACCGUCGAAGGCAUCGUCGGCGGCUUCCGCCAACGCAUCCGCACCAUCGAGAAAGACCUCUGGCGCGACUACCAAACCCUCGAACACACCCUCGAUGUCCGCGUCAAGCGACUCGACCAACUCGAACGGACUAUCCAAGUCCAAACCGCCACCACGCGCCAGACUCGCACCGGGUCCCGAGGCAGCACGCAAAGCGAGCACGCCGAGAUCUUCAAGCUCAAAGGCGAGAACAAGCAGCUGCGCGCGGACCUGCAGUUCCAAAAAGAGCAGGCGCAGCAGCACAACUCCUACGCGCCACGGUCGCCGCCGUCGCGCGACACGUCCCGCGCCAGCAUGGCGAACACGCUCCUCCGCGCACAUUCUGCCAACGCCGCGGACGCGCUGUCAUUCGACCCGACCAGCACAGUACCGGGCCAUUCGCGGCAGGGGUCCGGGGGGCAGGCGUACUCAGUCAACUCGGCGUUGCAGCCGUCGGAGCAGCGGUGGAUUCAUCGGUUGAAGGAGCUGGAGCGGCGGCUGAAGGGGGAGCGGGAGGCGCGGUUGUUGGAUCGGAGUGGGGCGCGGAAGCGGUUGGAGGAGGGAAAGGCGGAGAAUGAGGAGUUGCGGAGCAUGUUGGAGCGGGAGCGGGAGCGGAGGCAGUUUUUGGGGGAGGAGGAAGAGUUGGUGGAGGCAGAGUCUUGA
Messenger RNA from Eremomyces bilateralis CBS 781.70, 3816 nucleotides. RefSeq lists its product as uncharacterized. Gene Ontology annotation, cellular component: microtubule organizing center. The record is from RefSeq and is a predicted model, not a curated record. The transcript has 3 exons. Lineage: Eukaryota; Fungi; Ascomycota; Dothideomycetes; Eremomycetales; Eremomycetaceae. Bases 1 to 3816 code for a protein of 1271 amino acids.